UGUUAGGACUCGGUCCGGUGUAUUUGACUGGCUUCACUCAUAGAACAGAACCAAACUGUAACCCCGCGUUAAACUAAACGCCAAAAGAGCAAAAACAAAACAAAAACUAUCGCAAGUAUGUAACUUGUCCAUUUUUCGUGACGGAAGAUGUUCUCAUUUAGGAAAAAACCUCCGAAGAAGUUGUGGGUCUGCUGUCUUCUAUGGUGGUCGCUCCUGCUCGAGCUAGCGUCAGGAGCGUCCUUUUAUGGCGAUGGCUUUGUACAGCUGAAGGCAACAGAGUCGUCCGACCAUAACAAGCUCCGCAUUCGCUUCCGAACUUCCAGUACCAAUGGCCUGCUGUUUCUCGCUGCCGGCCAGACCGUCUACUUUCUGCUAGAGCUCCACGCUGGUCGCCUGCAGUUAAAACUGGACUUAGGAUCUGGGGAGCAAGUAUUGCAGUCGGAUGGAGGCAUACAGCUCAAUGACCUUGCCUGGCACUCAGUGGAGGUGACCCAUUGGAAGAGCAAUGUGACUAUAACAGUGGACAAGAACUCUCACACAAGUUCAGAAAUCCUUGGCACCCAUCACACUCUCAACAUUUUGGAUGGUCUCUUUGUCGGUGGUUCGGUUGGCCUUGACAGACCUUACCUCCCUAGAGAUCUCAUUAGCUUUCGAGGCUGCCUGGAAGACGUUGUCUUCAAUGACCAUGAUCUGCUGUCAUCGCUUAGACCAUAUACUGGAUUCAAGACUGUCCAUGAGGUGUCUUUAGGUUGUAAUCCUCAGUUUUUUGCUACAGAAGAGGACCCCAUUAGCUUCUUUAGCUCUAGGGCCUACAUUUCUCUUCCACCGUGGAAUGGUCAGCAAGAAGCGGUUUUUGAGUGUGUUGUGCACACUUCAGCCAAAGAGGGCAUAAUCCUCUACAACUCUGUCAGAGAGGGUGACUUUGUGGCAUUGGAGAUUCAAGAAGGCUUACUUGUGACUAUUGUUGGGAAAGGUGGUACCAAAACGGAACUGCGUUCACUAACGUUUAUCAAUGACAGGAAGUGGCAUGCUGUCAAGGUUCGCUUCAGUUCUAAAAUGCUUGAACUCACUGUCGAUGGAGAAGUGGUGAAAAGCAGCAUUGGCUCACGUUCAAAGGGGCUGCAGUUUAAAGGCUACAUUUUCAUUGGAGGCAUUGACGACAGCACCAGAUCCGAAGUUCGUAAGGUUGGGUUGUUGUCUGUGUCCGGAAAACGUAUGCGUGGAGGCUCUUUUAAAGGAUGUCUGAAGAAUAUUGAAGUGAAUGGAGUGAAGAUGGGUCUUUCUAAUACUGUUGUCACUAAGGAUAUAUCAGUUGGCUGUGAAACAGAGAAUGAACCAGGAUCAUCGACUGCUGCGAGUCCAACAAGUGCACCAGAAUCCUUAUUUUUCUUGGUAACACCAACCCCUUCACUACACAUGUCGACCCUCGCAAGAGGUUUGGACAGAAGGUAUGGCUCUAACUUUAUGCAGCUAAAACCCCUAAUAGUUCCAGAAGGCGGUCGAGCAUCUCUUGAGGCUAAACAUAUCAAGAUAAUCCUGGACUUCAAGGCGCUUGGUAUUCGUCAGUCUCAGAUCAUGUUCCAAGUUCAAGAACAACCAACGCAUGGUCAAAUAAGACUUGAUGUUGAUCAGGACCAACCUCAAAAUACGUUCAGCAUGUUGGACCUUUGGCAUGAACGAGUCAUGUAUAUCCACGGAGGCUCUGAAGAUCCAGAUGACUUUUUCAUGUUUUCCAUUUAUUCCAGCAGUCGGAAGGAAGUUCCAGAUUAUCUGAGGGGUAACAAGCUGUACCGCUUCAACAUUACAGUAACACCCACCAAUGAUGCGCCUGAAUUGAGUCUGCCAGAAGGAAAUCUUUUUUCUUUGUUGGAAAACUCAAAAAAACGGCUCACUACAGACAUACUGAAGGCCACAGACAUUGACAGCAACUACAACAAUCUUGUAUUUACCGUGCUUGGGAACCUGAAUGCAGAAGCUGGAUAUUUGGAACUCGAAGACAACCCAGGACUAGCAGUGACCUCAUUCUCACAUUCAGAUUUGCAAGAAUUGAGAGUGUAUUAUGUUCACACCGGGGUUAGAAACUCUAGGAUAGUGCUUAGAGUCAGUGAUGGGGAGAAGGUGAGCAACACUGUAGUUUUAAGAGUUAUGGCUCUAGAACUUCAGUAUAAGAUUGCUAACAACACAGGACUGAAUAUCAUUCAAGGAGAGAUAGCCAUAAUUGGUUCAAAGCAACUGUCAGUGGAAACCAAUGCUGUGAAGCAAGUGAUUGACAUCCGUUAUGACAUCACUGAACAACCACAGUAUGGUGAACUCCAGAGACUUCACUCAAGUGGUGAAUGGAGGCCCACUGACUCAUUUUCCCAAAGGCUUCUAGAAAAAGAUAGACUGAGGUAUGUUAGCACUUUUCAGGAGAUCCAGACAUCCAAUGCCACUGAUUACUUUAAGUGUAAAGUCCAUGUUGCUGGAAGGGCAGUGACAGAAGUACUUUUCUCAAUCUUUGUGAAGUGGGUGAGGUACAAUUUGGUGAGGAAUGUAGUGAUGAACCUGGAUAAAGUCAGAAAAGUGACACUUAACUCUGAGUAUCUCUUUGCCUCAGCUGAGGGUGUGACUCUAUCUGAAGAGGACCUUUAUUUUAGGGUUCUCACCACACCAAAGAAAGGAAAACUUUUACUGGGCACCACAGUAUUGUCAAAAAAUUCAACAUUUAGUCAAAGAGAUGUCACAGAUCUAAAAGUCCAGUAUCACCUUGUUGACCGGCCACACAAAGACACACAUGACAGGUUCAAGUUCCACAUGUUUUCCAGACAUGCCCAGUCUCAGAACUAUGAUUUCCAGUUUUCAAUUAAAGCGGAUGUCAACAGUGUUUUUAUCAAGAACGAGGGACUUGUUCUUCAGGAAGGAGAAAGUAAACUGAUCACAAAAAAUGAACUGUUUGCAGAAACAUUGCUUACACAGGAUAUGUACUACUCUGUGAUAAGCAGUCCCAAACAUGGAAAGCUUGUUCGUAUUACUCAGUCGAAUUCAAAUUCUAGCUACAGCAACAUCUUGACAUUUAGCAAUCAUGAUCUCUUGGAGGACCGGAUAAUGUACGUCCAUGAUGACAGUGAAACGAGCCAGGAUGAGUUCACUUUCAUUUCCUCCACCACCCAAGGGUUCAAAUCUUUCAUUGCAGAGGAUGAAAUCGGGUCCAAGGAAGGAACCUUCAACAUAACCAUUCAGCUUGUCAAUGAUCAAAAACCAACACGUGUCAUUGAUAAAGUUUUCAAUGUUGUCAGAGACGGACAGAGGCUGCUCACUGAUGAAGAUUUGCGUUACCAUGAUCCAGAUUCAGAUUUUGAUGACGACCAGUUGAUUUACAUUCGCCGUGGAAUACCCAUGGGAGAUUUAGUGCUGGUUAAUGACACUAGUCACAGACUAUUUGAGUUUCGCCAAAAGGAUUUAAAAGACAAACGAGUGCUGUUUAUUCACAAAGGUGUAGGCAUUGGCAGGUUUGUGCUCUUUGUUUCCGAUGGGAAAAACUUUGUUUCAAGUCUUUUAGACAUCAGUGCACAGGAGCCUUUCUUUAAAGCUGGAAAUAACACUGGUUUACUGGUGCAGAAGGGACGAUCAGUUACCUUUUCCCCUGCAAAUUUUACUCUUCUAUCAAAUCUGGACAUCAGAAAUGACCAGGACAUCACAUUCAAGUUGGAUGAGACUCCAAAGUAUGGCACACUCUAUCAAGAAGAAACAGAGGUGGAGUCAUUCACACUGUCUGACCUCAAGAAUGGCAUCAUCUCUUAUCAACAUGAUGACAGCAAACAUCUGACCGACCAUUUCAACUUGAUGGUAACGGCUAAACACAUGCAACUUGUAGCGAGGAUCAAUGUGAAAGUUUACCUGGAAAGUCAUCAGAGACCUCCCAUCGUGCAGCAUCACAACACCUUACUAGUGGAGGAAGGAAAACCAGUCAAGAUUGAUGAGGCGAAACUGGAGGUCACACAUGAAGACAAUGUGCCAUCUGAGAUCGUGUUCACAGUCAAGGCGGGUCCCUAUCAUGGCUUUCUACGACAUUUUGUGGAAGAAGAAGAACGUUACAUUGGAACUCAAGAGUCUCCCAUCAAGACAUUUACCCAAAACGACAUUAACAGUGGCAACGUCCAGUACAUGCAGGUGGAGCCCAACAAAGUCAACGACACCUUCGUCCUCGAUGCCACCAAUGGGAUUACAGACGUCAGCGAUAUUAGUGUGUUGGUUGACAUCAUACCCCACCUCAUCCCACUUCAGGUCUCCAAUUUCACUGUGGAUGAGGGCGGCUACAAAGCCCUGACACAGGAAGUACUUGAAAUCACCAGCCGACACUUUGCUGGAAUCAACUUCCUGUUCAAUGUGACUGAGCCCCCGCACCAUGGUCAUAUUGAGCACUCUCGACAUCCUGGUGUGCCUAUAACAUCUUUCACCAGGAGACAGGUGGAGCACGAAUUUAUCUACUACGUACACGACAACAGCGAAAGUUUAGAGGACAACUUUACCGUGGUGGCCAACGACACAGGCCUAAGGAAGCAGAGCAGGGCUCAGACAGUGUUCAUCCAAGUUGCAGCUGUCAACGAUGAGCCCCCUGUUAUUACCGCCAACAGGGUCCUCAGGGUUUGGGUAUCCUCAGUCACAGAGAUCGGCCUGGAGGACCUCAGAGCGCUGGACCUGGACACGCCUUCAGAGGAGCUCCACUUCAUGGUGACGCCACCCAGCAAUGGACACUUGGCCCUAAAGAGUGCCCCCAUGAAGGCGGUGCUCAAUUUCACACAGGCCCACAUAGACCAGGGACAUCUGCUGUUUGUGCACAAAGGUGCCAUGUCCGGAGGGUUCAACUUCCAGGUUAAUGAUGGUGUGAAUUUUACUCCUAGACAGAUCUUCAGCAUCACCGCAAGAGCCUUGGUUCUCAGUUUGGAGCGAAAUCGUCCUCUUAAGGUGUUCCCGGGAUCUUCAACACCAAUUUCAAAUAAGGAAUUACAAGUAGUGACCAAUGAUAUCAGCGAUAUUUCAAACCGCACAAUUACAUUCACUGUGAUUCGACAUCCCAAGCUGGGGCGUCUGGUAAUGAAGCAUCCUGAUAAUUCCACAGUUGAAAUCGCCACUUUCACACAAGAUAUGCUUGACCGAAAAGAAAUUAUGUACAUCCAAAGUCCAAUUGAGUCAGUGGGAUGGGAAGCCAUGGAUUCGCUGACAUUCUCUGUUGCAUCACCACCUUCUUCCCUGGAAAGUGAGACCUUCAAGAUUGAUAUCUCAUAUGAGAACACAGGACCUGAACACAACACAGUCCUUUUGGCAAACACAGGUGGCGAAGUGACAGAAGGAGAGAGUGUCGUUAUUGACGAGUCAAAGCUUGACGCCUCUAACCUGAUGUCUCGGCUGCCAACGCCUCAGAGGGGCACCCAUGAGGUCUGGUUCCAGGUGACGUCAUUGCCGCAACAUGGUGUCAUAGUGGUCGGUGAACGAAACCUCACUAAGGAGAAACCCAACUUUUCCCAAUUCAUCGUCAACAAAUACGGCAUUACCUACAAGCACGACAACUCGGAGACAACAAAGGAUUCCUUUGCCUUCAGUGCAUGGGUAAAUCCAAAAGGUAAAACAGCUCAACGGCCUUUCGAUGACAGCAAUGUUGUUGAAGAGUCUUUCAACAUUACAAUCACGCCUGUGAAUGAUCAGCCUCCUGUGUUGAAGACUAAAGCACCGAGUCUGACUGUGGUACAAGGAGAUAGCGUAUCCAUCAAGCCAGAGAACCUGAAAGUAGAAGACUUAGACAAUCCUCCUGAUGAUAUUGUCUUUUCUGUCAUUAGCAAGCCAAACAAUGGUUACCUCGCUCUUGACAGAAGAUUGAAUGAGUCGAUUGGAGCCUUCACCCAAGCCCAGAUCAAUAAUGGAAGCAUUUAUUUCAUUCAUGACGGUAGCCCUACUUCCGGUGUGUUCUACUUUAGUGUUACAGAUGGCCACCAUAAACCAAUUUACAAACUCUUCAACCUAGAUGUGACAAGGAUAACCAUCUCUCUAGUCAAUCACACGGGACUGACACUUCAGCAAGGUAGCACCGCGGUUUGGCUUAAUCAAGACAAUCUUGGUGCCAAGACGAAUGGGCGUAACGCCACUAUUCAUUACCAGAUUACAAGGCCUCCAAAGUUCGGUAAACUUCUCUUGGACAAUCAAGAGGUGUCACAGUUUGAACAGGAAGAUGUCCAGACUGAACGGCUUGUUUACCACAUGACCAAUCUUUCCUUUGCGGAGGACAACUUUGAGUUCACCGCCUUCACUUCCGAGGUGAAUCUGAGUGCACAAGUGCUAAACAUCACUGUCUCGCCUCUGAUCCAUUUUGGCAAACAUAUGAGGGCACCUAGUGGGAUUGCUGUAAAACUUAACUCUGCUUCACUUGAUGCUUCCAAACUGGCUGAUAUAUGUAGUUGUGAUCCUGUAUUUGAAGUUCUCUCCCACCCAAAUUACGGGAAAGUGGUUCGACCAAAAACAAAAAAAUCCAGAAAAUCUGAAGCACUUGAGUCUUUCACUUUCCAGGAUGUUACGCAAGAGAAGGUAGCCUUGGAGUUGAAUGCCAACAUUACUGGAGUUCAAGAGCUAAACGACUCAAUAGUGUUCCUUCUGAAAGCUGAUAACAUUCAACCUGCUCAAGGGGAGUUUCAUUUUACCAUUGUGCCGUAUGAUCCUGUCGACCUUCCGACCACAAAGAGUCCUCUGACGUCCACAUCAUCUCCUUCUCGGACAACAAUCCAGACUUUUAGAAAUGGAAUGACUUUACCAGAGCGGUCCACCACUGUCAUUUACACCCAACAACCAAGCAAAAACCAACGAAGGGUCAAAAGUCGUAACCGCUGGGGAAAGUCCAAUACCACAAGCAUUUUCACAACAACUCUUGGCAAACCGACAACAGGAACUGAUCAUUUUCCCUUCAUGAACACACCCGUCCGUGUGGAGUCGUACCCACAGAAGAGCUCCAACCCUCUGCUCGUGAUCUUACCACUGCUUGCUCUUCUACUGCUUGUCAUCAUCUUUGUGGUGCUGGUGGUUUUCCUUAGACAUCACAGGCGACGGAAGCAGAGAACCGACACGCCGAAGGAGCCCCCUCCUGCUGGUCUUCCAAGUAGCCAGUCAUACCUGGGCCAAACUCAGAGAAGCUCCACUGUUCCCACAGUCACUGUCACCCCACUGAACCUCAACAACACAAAUAGCGCCUCUCUCACUCGCUUACUGGUUCAGAACCAGCGACCAUACAAUUACAACACGGUUGAUUCAAACAUUCUCAUAAGCUCUUGGAAUAGUGACUCUCCCACCGCAUCUUCCCAAAUCAUCCAGACUGCCACACCUACUCUUCAAAGGAAUCAAUAUUGGGUUUGAGUCAAAACGGUUUCCACAAAGUUCGAAUUGUCCAAAAUGUUUUGAUAAAAUGGGAGAAUUGAGACUCGAGGGGCGUUAAUUGAUUAAGGCAUGUCCCAAGACUUUUGUUAAUAUCAAUGGUUUUGAACAGUAGUACCUGUAUAUUUGGGUCAAUGAAGCAAUCCAGUGCAAUGCCAAGCUAUCAGACGUCAAAUUAAGUAGCAAAGCUGAAGAAAUCGUAUUGUUUAGUACCCUGACUCCGAAAUCAUCUGUGGUAUCAAAGGCAUAUUUGAAAGCUUUGGAGAAGACAUUGGCUGCCAUUUUAUAACAUGGACAGGGUCAAAAGUUACAAGUUAAGUUUGUUUAUAUGAGCCUACUGCUGAUAUUAGUCCGUCCUGCUGCUGACGUUAUCUCUUCCACUGAGUGUACAGUUUUACAGUCGCAGCUCUGCUCCAUCAGAGGGUGCUGUUGUUACUGGUCAAAGUUACAUAGUGCCACUUCAAUUAUGCAUAAAGAAUACAAUCAUAUGGGUCCCGUGACAAUAAAAGGCAUUCUCUUCUGUUCUAUUCUAUAUAAUGAUUAUCACUGUGGCCAAUAACCUCAACUUGGUGCCUGAUAUUUUCUUUGUUAGUUAUAUAUCCUACUGUACAUUACAGUCUAGAAAGGUUUAGAAAGAAGAAGAAGUGAGCCACCAUGAAAUUAUAUUUUCGAAUUAUAUUUUUACAAGUCUCAUUACACUGGUUAAACGUCAGCACUGUUAAUUUCACAGUCCUUUUUACUGCGUACUCGUUUUAGCAUGUGAUAACAGGAAAUGAAUAUUUAAAAGUAAAAAUACUAUUGUGCUUGCGCUCUUAUUUGUAAAGGAAUGCAUCGUUAACAUGAGAGUUUGUUUGAAGAGAAAAUUGUGCACAAAUUACUAAAUGGUGUGCCAGUAUUUAUGUUGGGAUGUUUGUUUUUUUAAGUCGUUUGUCAAUGAAAGGUACUGAAACUGCUGUUAAAGAAAACCACUGGAAACAUAGUACUACUUUGUACUGGACUAAUGGAAAUCCUAUCCUUGUAUUCUCCUUCUCCUCUAAUGUAACCGAUAUGUCGAAUGGCACAUUUUAUUUAUACCAUAUUUUUAUUAAACUGGUUUAAAAUGAAUGCAAGGUUUAUGGAAACAAAUUAUUAGGUCCUGAGCACCAAGCUUUAUUGAAACUUCUGUAGAGAAUGCUGCUACUGAGCCCCCCUUUUGCUUGAGGUCAAGUAACAAACUACCAGCUUUUCUGCUUUGAAGCUGCUUUGUCCGUCAGAAGGCUCAUAACAAAGGUUAUUUUGGCCGGCUUGGAUAAGUACAUGGCAGGUUGCUGGUCAAAAACUAGAGUCCUUAUUCCCCUCUCAGGUUGAUGCGGUGCUCUUUUCAUUGUGGGCUGUCGGAGUAGAUAAAGAGAAAGGCCUCUUGCCCUUGAACAAUACAGUAUAUCAGAUCUCUUAAGUGAUCACUGUAAUUUAAGUGUUCAUAAUUGCAGGGUGUAGGCCGCAAGAAGACACUAAGUGCAUAUUCACUUUAAUGAGGUUUCAUUUUGAUGAUCCCAGAUGGAUUUAACAAAGCACUCCAACCUCCACACUUGUUUCAGUUCUUAAGAGCCCAUGUCUCUCUUGCAUGCCUUUUGAAAUACAUUUAGUUUGGUCAUACGAGCCAAUCAAGGAGUGGAAAACACUCCAGAGGUGUAGAGAAUGUAACAUGUGGUUGCUGAGGGCCGCCCUUUUAGGUUAGGAGUUUCCCGAUUAGUUUUUCAACCUUUUAAAGCAGAUAUUUGUGUGGUGUUGGUCAUAUUUCACACACUAUGUAUAUGGUUCCUUGAAAGAUCUCCAGCACAGACAUAAAAUAACUGCCACUCAGACCAAAGGCUUUUCUCCUGAUUGGUCUUGCUGGUUUAUUUUAAUUAGUCCGCUAAAUGAAGCUCUCAGAGGCCCACAAAUAUUUUUUUGAAGACAGAAAACAAACAACACGAACAUGUGUGUGUGUGUGUGUGUGUGUGUGUGUGUGUGUGUGUGUGUGUGUGUGUGUGUGUGUGUGUGUGUGUGUGUGUGUGUGUGUGUGUGUUGUGUGUAUCUUGGAGUACAGCCACAGGGGUUGGAGGGGUUGUCAGCAUUUUGUUAGACAACAUGAAUGAGGCUCCACCAAAGAGAGAGAAAGAGCUUCCUGAGUGAGGGGCUGUGAAAACAAAAGCAGGACUAUAGCGAACACACAGUGCUCCCACAUUCCGGAACCUUCUGCCAGGUACAGGACAGCAGGACCUAAUCCACAUGUUCCCAUUGUGCAUUGCAUAAUGGGCUCCAAAACUAAAUGUGUGAAUCCCAACAUUUAAGGGGAGAAAUGUUCAUAUACAAUUUAGAUGUAUAUAUGAUCCUGGACGUACCCUGGCCUUGAAAUCAUCCGUGUUCGCAUGCAAUUACUUAGGAUA
Messenger RNA from Doryrhamphus excisus (bluestripe pipefish), 9800 nucleotides. It is a transcript of the gene cspg4ba, whose product is annotated as chondroitin sulfate proteoglycan 4ba. The record is from RefSeq and is a predicted model, not a curated record. Gene Ontology annotation, biological process: anatomical structure morphogenesis. NCBI's taxonomy places the organism in Eukaryota, Metazoa, Chordata, Actinopteri, Syngnathiformes, Syngnathidae.